Molecule: messenger RNA, 675 nt
Organism: Prunus armeniaca (apricot)
Lineage: Eukaryota; Viridiplantae; Streptophyta; Magnoliopsida; Rosales; Rosaceae
Source: the annotation of a GenBank genome assembly
AUGGAGCAUAUGCUGCAUUUGUUCCAAGCAGAUUUGAUAGAAGAAGGAUCUUUUGACGCUGCAGUUGAUGGAUGUGAAGGUGUUUUUCAUACAGCAUCCCCUGUUCUAUUUUCAGCCACUAACCCUCAGGCAGAAUUAAUUGACCCUGCAGUGAAGGGAACCCUUAAUGUUCUAAAAUCGUGCGUAAAAUUCGCUACCGUCAAGAGGGUAGUUUUAACAUCUUCUAUGGCUGCAGUCAUUUUCAAUGGAAGACGAUUGACCCCUGAUGUAGUGGUUGAUGAAACAUGGUUUUCAGAUCGUCUUGUUUGUGAGAAUUUGAAGGAAUGGUAUUUUCUUUCAAAAACUUUAGCUAAGGAGGCUGCUUGGAAAUUUGCUAAAGGAAAUGGGAUUGACUUGGUUACCAUAAAUCCAUCUUGUGUGAUUGGUCCACUCUUACAACCAAGUCUUAAUGCCACUGUGGAAAUGGUUCUGAAUCUCAAAAAUGAUAUACCAGAUGUAACCAGUUCAAAUUAUUUGUCAACUGAUGUUAGAGAUGUUGCGUCUGCUCAUGUUCAAACAUUUGAGAUUCCUUCAACUACUGGAAGAUAUUGUUUAGUUGGACAUGUUACACCCAUGUCCAAGGCUCUCAAGAUUUUACAUGAACUUCAUCCCACUCUUUUUCCACCUGAAAAGUAA